AUGUCUACUUUUUUGGACAAACGCGACCCGAAGACGCUCGAUGAGGCACUUGUGUAUGCAGGACACAUAGAAGAUCGCAUCAAGUAUCAGGAGAGGACGAGAGCAGCUGCCACAUUCCAUAUCUCAAGGCGAAAGGAGUCUCCUUUAGAGCGACCUCGCUCACCCAGUCCCUAUUCGUUGCAAAUGACGAAAAUGGAAACAAGAGAAUCCAAGCUUUGUAAAGGAUCAGGUCUAAACAACUCUUACGACAAAGAAGAAUUCUCAACCACGGAAAGCUCAUCAGCAGAUGGUGAAGAUAGUGACGAUUCUGAAGCCCCGGUAUUUCGAAAAGCCUACACCGUUUUACCCAGUUCAGAACCAUCAAUUGUUAAAACAACCCCUUCUCCUAAAACUGCACCUCCUAAGAUCCCAAUUCAGAAUCCGCCGUUCCUCCCUCUACACGAUCCAGUAGUGGACGUGUAUGUGGAUGGCGCGAGCAUCUUUCAUAAGGAAGUUCAGAAUACUAGGGCAGGAAUAGGAGUAUGGUUUGGCUCAAAUCACGCCUUAAUUAUUUCAAAGCAAAUUCAGGGUCGACAAACCAAUAAUCGUGCUGAAAUAUAA
Molecule: messenger RNA, 600 nt
Organism: Belonocnema kinseyi
Lineage: Eukaryota; Metazoa; Arthropoda; Insecta; Hymenoptera; Cynipidae
Product: ribonuclease H1-like
Exons: 2
Coding region: 1-600 (199 amino acids)
Molecular function (GO): nucleic acid binding; RNA-DNA hybrid ribonuclease activity
Source: RefSeq, a predicted model, not a curated record